Messenger RNA from Podarcis raffonei (Aeolian wall lizard), 4618 nucleotides. RefSeq names its product leucine rich repeat containing 3C (gene LRRC3C). The coding region runs from base 207 to 989 and encodes 260 amino acids. Gene Ontology annotation, cellular component: plasma membrane. The record is from RefSeq and is a predicted model, not a curated record. Gene Ontology annotation, molecular function: protein binding. NCBI's taxonomy places the organism in Eukaryota, Metazoa, Chordata, Lepidosauria, Squamata, Lacertidae. The transcript has 2 exons.
GGUCGGCUCCCCCCGCGGCUCGCCUUUCCCGCUUCCCCCCUCGGGCUGCGGGGCUCCGGAGGGCAGCUACGGCCAGCGGCGGGAGGCGAGCGGCGGAAGUUAGUGAUCCCCGAGCCGCAGCCUCGGAGGCUCCCCCAGAGGCAAAGGACGCCCACCAAGCGACUGAUGACCGAGCGGCUUCACCGUGGCUCCCCAGAUGCCCCGCCAUGCCUUUUUUGGACUGGCUCCUCUACCACUCGGUUGCCAUGUGGCUGCUCCUCCAGAGUUUUGUCCUGAUAGCCUUUUGCUUCCACUCCGCCACCACCUUCCCCAAGGGCUGCUACCCUUCUACCGAGGACGGCUUCAAAACCUUCCGCUGCAGCAAGGCCCAGCUCACCGUUAUCCCCAGGGAUAUCCCCAACGACACCAACAAAUUGUACCUGGAUUACAACCACAUUUCUUUCCUGCCUAACGACGCCUUUCAGAACCUGCCCCUUCUGGUGGAACUCGACUUGUCGCACAACACCAUCAGCCGCGUGGAGGUCGGGGCCUUCCGGGGAUUGUCAGAAAGCCUUCACGCUCUGGACCUCUCCUCAAACAAGCUGGUGUCUGUCAACAAGGAUGUCUUCAGUGCGCUGAAAGCCAAAGCCAACCUCUCCAGCAACCCUUGGCUUUGCGACUGCACCCUGCAGCAGCUCAUCGAGAGGGUGGAGUUGGUGGCCGGCACCUCCGACGGGAUCAUCUGCGACGCCUCGGCCCGGAAGGAGCACAUCGGCAAGCCCUUUCUGCAACUGGUCGGGGACAUAGACUUUUGCAAUAUCUACAAGAAGACCACAGACAUCGCCAUGCUGGUCACCAUGUUCGGCUGGUUCGCCAUGGUGAUCUCGUACUUGAUCUACUACGUCCGGCAGAACCAAGAAGACGCCCGGAGGCACCUAGAAUAUCUCAAGUCCUUGCCCAGCAAGCAGAAGAAGUCGGAAGAGUCGUCUACGAUUAGCACUGUGGUGUGACCAAAAACGAAACCCUCCCUCUGCCCCGCAUCCUCAAGAAAAUCGUAAGCAGAUAAAAGAGAUUCUACAUCUCCUUCAUGUGGAUCAUGUCCACUAGAUGCUGGAAUGCACAAUGGCUGAAGAGACUGUUACUAAACAAACAAAGAAAACGACUUGGGGAGGCAGGGCCUUGCUUAUACAGAAGGCCUCCCUUAGAGUUUCUUUUCGAGCAAUGAGCAACAAAAAUCAUGUCAAGGUUGAAUUACUCGGCACACUUCAAGGCAGGGGUUAGUGCCAGGUUGAAUCAACUACUUCUCAGCCCUGCCAUAGAGACUCCAUCAUACACACACUUUGCAAAAAACCCCACCUCUUUCUCUCAUGAUAUAGAGUACCAAAAACCUGGAGAACUGCAUCCUGGGAUAUAUUCCCAUCAUGCAAUGCUCCAGAAGGAUUGGGAGUGAGACUUAGGCGAAGCUCAAGCUUAGUGGAGUUCUGUAGGUGUGCUGUUAAGAUCCUGUGCACGUUUGCCCAGAAGUAAGUGCCACUGGGUUCAGUGCUGUUUACUCCUCAGUAAGUGUGCGCCAGACUUUAGAGGGUAUUUCAAGGCCUGAAGUACGAAAGCACCCCCCGCAAAGCAGCUCUGAACAAUAUACAGUAAUUACCAAGUGCUGGGAGGCGUUUUGAGCCUGUUAUUAAUGUGCAAGAUUAGAGGGGAUGAAAUGAAUUGCAGCAUCCCCUUAAUGCUGAAUGUUCUCUUUGAACGCACAUUAAUAGCACCACCAGUUCCCCUGUCAGAUUCUUCUUAUUGGGAUUUCCCCCCACCCCCUUUAAUCAUUUUCUUCUUUGCAGGAAUCCAUUAAAACAUUCAGCAUGGAGUGGGGGGGGGGGAGAAUCAAUGUUUUGAACUUUUAAGCCAUUCUCUCACAGUUCUUGCUGCUGUUAAGAUUAUUUCUCUGGCCUGCCGGGAGAUGGAAAAAUCUUAACUAGCUCAAGUCAUGCAAUUCGGGGGUGGGGGCAGGAAUCGUACCCACACCGACUCUCAAGGAACACAAAGAAAACAUGCACAAUGAACACCCUCGAUCCAGGAGAUGGCAGACCAGCAGAAGGCUGUGACGGCAAAGACACUGUUUAGCUCUCCAAGCUAAGCUGAUUUUUUUGCAGGGGCCUCUGAGGAGUAGCAUAUGGUUCACCUGCACGGAUCAGCACCUUGCUGGGUGAUGCCUGUCGUCCACCUGUCCAUCCCCCUCCUGUCGACUCCGCAGCAGCCUUUUCCGCACCUGCCAUGUGAUAGAUUCACAUCCAGGGAAACCUAUUUCUACUGUUGAUUGCAUCCCCUGGAUUGAGGCGUAGUUGUGUUUACCCGUUUUCUCUUAUACCUAAUGGCGGCAUCAUCACUGUAGUCAUCUAGGGACUCCAAAAAAUUCCCAUGAUUCACAAGAGGUUUUGCCAUUUUGAUAAACUAAUAAUAAUAAAAACACACACCAAACAGAAUAAUUCCUAACUGGGAAUCACCAACAAGUAGCUGAGAAUAUUUAUUUUGGCACCUACAGGCAAAGUGCCGCAUUACCAAGAAAUGUAUACUAUCUUAUCAGCAUCCCCCCCCAAAAAACAGGGAACAUUGCAAUUUUUGUUUUGCUAAGUUUUAUGUACUUAAGAAUAAUAAUCUUAAAAACCCGAACGCAUAUCGUCGCUGGUUUUCCAAACGGAUCAACUUUUUUAUAUGUGCUGUAGCAAUAGCUGGAUAUCCAUUUUGCUGGAAUGCUUCACGUUGAGCCAUGGCAGUUAUCAGAAUGAAAAUGCAUAUGGACUUAUGGAUCAAUAGCAUAAAUACUUGGAUCAGUAGUAAGGCACGAGAUAAUAGAAGACACAUCUAUAGACUAGAAUCACGGGGUCAUGUUCUUUGAGACUUUUUUUUUCUUUCAAAAAACGAAAAUAGUUUUAGGCUCAAAUUUGACAAGAAUCGACCUGGGCUCCAAAGGUUUCUUGUACUGUUAUUUUCCAUUUCUCAGAACCAGAACUAUGAACCCGGGAAAACAAAAGGGGGCGGGGAACAGUUCACAUGUCUCCCUUUUGUUAUUUCUUCACUCACAGAAGUUGCCUGCUUGUUGUGAACAACAGUGAUAAAAACGGAGCACAUGCUUUUUUUCCAACUCCACUCGUGGAACUCAAUAGUUUUAUUUAUUUUGUCCAAGAUCCUUAUAACCUGCCCUUCCUCCAGUCUGGAAGCUCAGGGCAACUAACAGCCAAUGAAUUAAACCAUUGUACAAAAUUAUGCCCGGGAUUCUAUAGCGAGUGUCAUUGAAAUGUGGCUUUGUUCAUCGUUUUGCUGGUACGCUAAACCUGCCAGCUCCUUAACUCCUUGUUUCAUCAAGACCUCAGAUCUCAGCUGCGUCAUCCUCCAUGGUCUGUGGAGGUCUGAAGUAAUACCUUUACAGGGAGCGGAGAUCCGCCAGUUCCCACAUGGGGAGGACCGCUCCUGUGAGUGAAGAGAGCAUCAAAAGGGGAUUGCCUGCACUGGCCCCGGUCGAUCGCGCAGGGCCAGUGGAAAGCAUCAUCUGAUCUGAUGUCUCCUGCUAGCCAAUACUGCAUCACCUUUUAUACAACACCAAUGUGCCACAUCAAAGGGUUGUUUUGUCUGGACUAUUCCAAACGCUGGAAGAAGUAAAUUAAGGAGGACGUUAGGGAGGUAUGCUGGGCUUGGGAGAGUUAUUUCUACUCGCUCCAAACCUCGAGGGUGUUGAAAGAGCUGUGGGCAAGGGGGCACAUCUGCGGCGCACCACCCCAGACUGCAGAUGUGACCUGGAUAUCCACCUGUAUUCCUCAUGUGCCUACCUGGUUCCUGCUUGGGGGGGAAUGACGCCCUGCCAGGUUUCUAGACCAUACGAUAACUCUGUUCUGGCCCAAGCGCGGGCAAGACAUAGAGAUCACAUCCACCUGCCAUUCUCUCAAGUGCCCUUUAUUGAGAGACAUCCUCCUCCAGAGCUUUUCAGCCUGGUGUUCCAGGGCAGGCCUUUCUGUGUGUGUGUGGGGGGGAACAUUUAUUAUUAUUAUUUUUGCAAGUCCCACCUACUUUGUAGCAAAAUACUCCCCUUGUUCUUCAAGAGGUCCCUCCUUCCGUUUCCUUUACCAAUAAAAGCCGAAACGCCUUCUUUUAUCAAGAGAGAGAACGCACUGCAAUAGCCUACCAUCAGACUUAAAAGGGGCAGCUGGUCACCGAAUGUUUCUCGGCAGAGGACCCAGAAGUCAACUGACCUUCCACUGUGACCAUGCAUUGAGGGAGCCCAAGAGGUGAGGAGGAAGACUCUAAUGCGCACGCUCUCUCUUUCUCUGUUGAUCAGCAGCCUUAUACCUUGACCUCUUCAAACUCAGUACCUCUUCUCUACAUUCCCAGUAUGCAGUAGGACCCCCCUCCAUCGUAGCGUCGGCAGCCGGCUGGAGCUGCCGUUGGGAAAACCAAAGCAGCCGUGGAAAAAGCUUAUACACAUGCGCACAAAGAAGAGAGGGGGAGAAAAGGAAGGAAGAAAUACUCUGGUAAUAAGUAAAAACUUUCCUGGUUGUUUUGUUGUUUUGUUUUGCCCCCCCUCCAAAUGUUAUUUAUUUCAGGUUUUUCCCCAUGAAAAAAGGCAAAUAAACAAAAAUUCAACAGGCUA